Molecule: messenger RNA, 3324 nt
Organism: Lytechinus pictus (painted urchin)
Lineage: Eukaryota; Metazoa; Echinodermata; Echinoidea; Temnopleuroida; Toxopneustidae
Exons: 27
Coding region: 1-3324 (1107 amino acids)
Source: RefSeq, a predicted model, not a curated record
AUGAGUGGUGUCGCAGAAAAACAGAAGAAAACCCUUCCUCCUCUGCGAAGUAGAGUGAGGAAGAUGGGUGAUACCAACCUACCCAAUAUGAAGGGACAGCUGAGUGCACGACCUGCGGAUUCAUUCAAAUCAAAGAAAAUCCGUGGCGAACACGUGACACUAUUGAUGAAAUUCCUUCAAGAAUCAUUUGAUCUUGAGCCUUCAACCACCCCGGCAGAUACGGUCUGUAAACUAAGACUAAAGAUGUCAAGUACAGACAACAAGAUCAAGUGGAUGACAGAACAGCUUAAGGGGAACGAGGUCCUCUUAAAGACCUGCAAAGACAUUGCUGGAGUAUCCGGUCAUCAUUCUCCAGACGGUCUUGCUAAUUACUUUAGCUCAACAUGGAGCAGACAGCGCCACGUCAUAAAAAAGCUUCAGAAUAAGAUCCAGGAACUGAAAGAGAAUGGCCACACUCUUUCAACCGAAGGCCCCAUAGAAAAUCUUAAAGGGUCUGUCUUGUUCUCAUUAUUGAAGACGAAUAAUUUGUUUUAUGAGCAGGAUCUUGCUGGAGCGAUGGACGUGGACACAUCCAACUCAAACAUCUCAACCAUAGUCAAAGAGAUGAAAGACACCUUCACAUCAAUGAAGAAUGACGUCAUCAAUCUCAAGGACAUGGUCAAGGUCAAGAAGGAGGAGAUAAAGAAUGUCCAGGAUCUUGAGAAGACGAACACCAAUCGAAUCGUCGAACUCGAGAAAGAAAUGGACGAUCUCAAGAAAAGGAACAACUAUCUGACCCUUGACCUGGAGCAAUCCCAAGAAAAACUCAAGUCAGCUACCAACCUUGUCAGCGAUCUGGAACACAAGAUCCGUGAUCUUCAAAUUGGCAACGACAGGAAAGCACUUGAAAUCGAGGGUUUGCUUCAGCGCUACGAGGAAGCCGGAGAAAUUGUUUCAAACCUUCAAACAGAGCUGGAUGAUACAAAACAACUUAACCAGUUCCUUAAUCUACAGAUCAAGGCAUCAGAAAAUGCCAAGGUAGACGACGUUGCCAACUGGGAGCAACAAAAGAAGGAACUGGAAUCACAACUUGAGAAACUCCAAGUGAACGAGCCUAAAAAAGACAAUCAUAUCUUAGAGCUGGAGAAAGAAAUCGCCAUCUUGCAGAGAGAAAAACUAGAACUGGAGACAAUAUUUGAGAGCCUGAAAUCAAAGGACUCCAAGACAGAGCAUCCCAAAUCUGAGUCACGUGAUCACAAUACUACAGAGUUCUCUUGGAAGAGCGGUUAUGACUUCACAACACCAAAGGCUCAUGACCGAACAGAGAGUAAAGGUAGCAGCCUUGUUUUGACUUUGGAAAGAAAGAUCUCGGAUCUGGAACAGGAGAAGAAAGAUCUAACUUCACAACUCCAGCGCUUGAAUCAAGAGAAAGACAAUCUGAUCUCACAGCAUGAAACUGAUAUCAACCAGAUCGAGAAAAAGAAAGAAAAUUUGGCAAAACUCCUCAAGUCCUCAUUGCGGGAGAAAUCAGAUCUUUUUGAAGAAAAACUCCGCAAUGAAAGUAAGGUUUCUCAUCUCAAAUCGGGCCUAAAACAUCUCAAGACAAAACUCAAGGAUGAAAAGGCGAAACAUCGAAUGACGACCAAGAAUAUAUUUCGCAAGAAGAAGAUCACCAACCCAGACGUAACCCAAGAGAAGGCAGAGGAAAAGUUCGCCAGGGCAUCUCAACAGCGCCAGGAAUUAGAAAAUCGUUUGGAUAUCAUAAACGAAGAAAAGGGAAAACUUUCUUCUCAACUCGAAGACAUCCAGAAGGAAAAUAAGGAACUAACCGAUCAGUUGUUCACUCUGAAUGAAGAGAAAAUAGAGCUCCAAUCAAAUGCUGAUUGUCUGGAAGAAGAUAAAAGUGAUCUAUCUACCCAGCUCAGUGAGGCUCGCAAACAAUAUCAGGAUUUGGAAGAAGGAUUUGCGGCUGUAUACGCAGAGAAGAAACAACUUCAAGUUCUGAAUGUUAGUUUGGAGAAGGAAAGAGACAACAUGUCAGCAAGGAUCAAUGAAAACCAUCAUCAGGGUCGAGAGCAUAGUUUGUCAGAUGAGGGUCAAGAUCUAGAAUGGGACCAAGAGAUAGAUCUAGACCAGGAACCAAUUCAGGACUUCGCACAGGAUGACAACCAAGAACUAGAAUGGGACCAAGAGAUACCAGUCCAGAAACCAAAGCCUUGCUUCACUGAGGAGAGCCAAGAUCUAGAAUGGGACCAAGAAAUAAAAUCUGUCCAGAGCAAUUCGUACCACUCUCCCUCUAGUAGUUUUGAAAUAGAAAGACACGGACCUAAAUUCGAACUCAGGAAGAGCCCUCAACAAUGUCAGGUGCUUGAUCAAACAUUCCAGAGAAAGAAAACCAUCAAGAAACAAUCUAGCAAUCAGACAGAGAAUGGAGACGGUCUGUCGGCUAAAAUUCAGGAGGCAAACAACAAAUAUCAGGAGCUGGAGCAAGAAUGCGAACUGUUGCUAGGUGAGAAGCUCGAGUUUCAAACUCUAGCAGACAGCUUAGCUGAAGAUAAUUACAAGCUAUCAUCUCAGAUUGGACAAGAGUACGAGGAGAGACGUAAUCUAGAAGACAAACUGAAUUGUUUAGAGGUAGAAGUUGAAAAUCAAGAAUUUUCUACAAAGUUGAAGGAAGAAAAUUCCACCCUUUCCAUCUCACUCGAGUCUGUGCAAAAUCAAUGCAAGGAACUAGAACAAAGAAUUGCUGCCGCAGCCCAAGAUAAGGAAGAAUUCGAAAGAGAAACUCUGAAAUGGAAGGAGGAAAAGAGCGAUCUACUGGAGCAAAUUCAGAAUCAGAAACAAAAUCAGAAAUCCGAUUCAAGACGUAAGGUCGCCCUCAAAACAUCGGCAAUAAUCGACCAAGAGAUUACCAAAGUACUGGACAGGGAGAUUGCACAGAUACAGAUCCGCAAAGAGCAGAAAAAGUUAGAGACUGCUGAAAGAGAUCGUCUGGAAUUGAUGGAGCAAAACAAGGUUGCCAUGGAGAAAGUCGAAGAAUCAGAAGAACUCAGAAUGGAGAUCGAAGAGAAGAACGAGACACUUGAGAAUGAAAUCAAGCUGGUUAAGAACGAGAUAGAGAUUGCCUACUCCAAGUCAGAAGGUUACAAAUCUGAUAUCACCGAUCUCAACAUUCAGAACAGGAGUCUUCAUGACCAAAUAGAGCUUCAGAAGAAAAGCUAUCAGGAGCUAGAGGAGAAAGCAUCCACCAUGAUAGAAAUGGUUGAUCUUAUGGAGACAAAAUUAUUACAAGCUCAGAAUAGACAGAAAGAAGCUGAGGAAGAAAUUCAGGUAAGAUUAUUCUGA